Procambarus clarkii (red swamp crayfish) is the source of this 504-nucleotide messenger RNA. It is a transcript of the gene Alg13, whose product is annotated as Alg13 UDP-N-acetylglucosaminyltransferase subunit. NCBI's taxonomy places the organism in Eukaryota, Metazoa, Arthropoda, Malacostraca, Decapoda, Cambaridae. Gene Ontology annotation, biological process: dolichol-linked oligosaccharide biosynthetic process. Gene Ontology annotation, molecular function: hexosyltransferase activity. The record is from RefSeq and is a predicted model, not a curated record.
AUGGAAGGGAAGACCAUAUUUGUAACUGUUGGUACUACUCGCUUCGAUGCCCUAGUUCGAGCUGUCGUUGAGGAAGAUACCCUUGCCAUUUUACGAGAAAAGGGCUAUAACAAAAUUACCUUUCAAAUUGGACAAGGGGAAUUUGUACCACCAAAUGGAGAACUCCAGGGAAUCACACUGACACAUUUUCGGUUGAAACCAUCCAUUGCUCAAGAUUUUGCUAAAGCAGACCUUGUGAUCAGUCAUGCAGGUGCUGGGUCUUGCUUGGAGGCACUAGGGGCUGGUAAACCCCUGGUAGCAGUCGUAAAUGAUGCACUAAUGGACAACCACCAAUCAGAACUAGCGGAGCAACUUGCAGACAUUGGGUUUUGUUUCUUUUGUUAUCCAUACACACUGCAAGAGAAGGUUGCCAGCAUGGACAUUACACAACUCAGGCCAUAUGUUCCAGGCCAACCCAGUCAUUUAGCCCAGUAUUUGGCAUCGGUAAUUAAAGUAACGUCAUAA